GGCUGCUGCCCUGUAAGUCCUCGCGAGGGAGUCUGUGGAACGGCUGAGGAAGGAGAAGGAUGCACAAAAGGCAGGAGGGCGAGGAGGUGACAAAAUUUACAUGGUUCUGUCUCACUUGGGUAUAAUCCUCUGUCUCUUCUGGCAAACAACAUGAUGUCAAACAGGACUAAUCCUGCCUACCAGAGUCUUGCGACAGAUUCCAGUAAGAUGAUGGAAGAGUUCAGCCACAUUCAAAGCCAGAUGGAAUUACAAAAUACUGGUUUAGGAAAGGAGGUAGCCAUGAAUUCUCUUGAAAAUGAUCUCCAGGACAUAAUGGACAGGCUCAACCAGAAAAAAUAUUCAUCAAGUCUGAAAUUAAAAGCAAAUGGUGACUACUCUGGUUCUUAUUUAACCCUCUCACAGCCUUUGCCAUCCAAGUCUAGCCCUGCGUCCAGUGUUAGAAGUAUGUCGUCUGUGACCAAAAUUCAAGGAAGCAAACCAUUGGCUUGUGAGAGCUCUUAUCUUUCAGACAAGAAUGUCUCUGCAAAGCAGAUAGGCUCCAUUUCAGGCACGUCUCCAUCGUUAAGUGGGUACAGCCAAGGGAAGAGAGACUUUGAUAUUUAUGCUACCAGAGAAAAUGAAAAACAGUUUGGACAUCUGAAUAAAUUUCCCUACUCAAAGUAUAGCCAUAAAAAUAAAUCUUAUGAUAAUGUCUACUUCCCAGGAGUGGUGGAUGGGCGGAAAAACUCUGGAUCUCUUCUUGCGAUGUGGAAUGGAAGCUCAGGGAAUGAGAUUAUUUUUUCACCAGUCGGCAGUUCUGGAACUGCCAGUAUGCCCUCCAGUCCAAAGCAAAGCAGGAGGAUGAAUAUUCAGGAUAUUCUGUCACUUCAGUCCAGGGCACCUAAACAGAAGGACCCAAUAAUGGAAGCUCUAGGGUCUAGAACCAGGAAGUAUUCUGGCGGUUCGCUGAGCCAUAUGGGAGUUUAUAGCCGUUCGUUACCCAGGCUUUACAAAUCAACAGAAAAUCAGCUCGUGCCGCUAAGUUUACCCCCAAGAAGCUCCCUUGGUAAUUCCAAAAGAAAAAAGACUACAGACAAAGAUCUUCUACCUCAAAGUAUGCUGGAUGCUGACAAUUACCUUAAUUUUUCUUCUUAUAGCUCAGGGGUGUCACCAUAUACAAACUUUGCACCUGAAACCAAUUCCUAUGUGAAUUCAACUCUCAGUGUUCCUGCAAGCCCUCGCAUAGCUCGGAAAAUGCUUCUGGCUUCUUCUUCCUCAUACGCAUCUGACGACUUUGAUAGAGUUGGACUUUCUGGGACCAGCCCCAAUAAUUCUUUUAUUCCUGUUGAUUCUUCUGAGAGAGCAUUCCCUGUCAGAAGGAAAGUUUCCAGCAGUUCCAUGGAGUUUGAUGAAACAGAGCUGGAAAAUCUCAAGCAGACUUCUUUUGUUCGGGAAAGAAAGAAUAGCAUUAGCUCCGUUUCUGGAAGAGAUGACCUAAUGGACUACCACAGGAGGCAGAGGGAAGAAAGGCUUAAAGAGCAAGAGAUGGAACGACUGGAGCGCCAACGUCUGGAGACCAUUCUUAACCUGUGUGCAGAAUAUUCCAAACCUGACAGUGAUCCUGCCAUUGUCACAACUGUAGCUGAUGUUCAAAAAAUUAAUAAAGAACUUGAAAAACUUCAGCUGUAUGAUGAAGAUUCUGUAUUUGAAGAUUCUCAGAUGACCCCAGAAACAAGAAUCAGAAACCGCUUGCAAUCACCUACUGGAGACUCUGACUUCUCUGAAUUCAGUGAGCUGGGUCAAAAUGCUAUGGGAUUCUUUUCUCCAAGAGGGAUUAGAACAAAUAAACAUUUAACUGACCACAGGACGUCUUCACCUUUACCUUCUUCUUCAUUCCUGAAGGGUGUUAAUGAAUCUUCCUAUUUGAGCAUCAUGUCAAAGACACCAGACUGCAUAAGCGAUGAACAAAGAGCAUUAGAACUUAAUCAAAUGGAAGAACAACGCAUUGUAAUACUGAAUAAUUUGGAAGAACUUGAACAAAAGAUUAAAGAUUUAAGUGACCAGAUGGAUGAAUCCUCCCGAGAGAUGGAUAUGGAAUGUGCCCUAUUGGAUGGGGAGCAGAAAUCUGAAACAGCUGAACUUCUUAAGGAGAAGGAAAUACUAGAUCAUUUAAACAGGAAGAUAGCAGAGCUGGAGAGAAAUGUUGUUGGUGAAAAGACCAAGGAAAAAAUAAAGCUUGAUGCUGAAAGGGAAAAACUAGAAAAGCUUCAGGAGCUUUACUCCGAGCAGAAGACCCAGCUUGAUAAUUGCCCUGAGUCCAUGAGGGAACAAUUACAACAGCAGCUAAACAGGGAUGCUGACCUGUUGGAGGUGGAAAGCAAGCACUUUGAAGAUCUAGAGUUUCAGCAGCUUGAAAACGAGAGCAGGUUGGAUGAAGAGAAAGAGAAUUUAACACAGCAACUCCUACGUGAAGUAGCUGAAUAUCAGCGCACCAUUGUCAGUAGAAAGGAAAAAAUCUCUGCUCUCAAAAAACAAGCCAAUCAUAUUGUCCAGCAGGCACAAAGAGAACAAGAUCAUUUUGUCAAAGAGAAGAAUAACCUGCUAAUGAUGUUGCAAAGGGAGAAAGAGAACCUUUGCAAUCUAGAGAAGAAAUACUCUUCACUAUCAGGAGGAAAAGGAUUCCCUGUAAGUCCUAGCAGUCUAAAAGAGGGUUAUAUGAGUGUAAAUGACAUUAGUGAGCCGUAUGGCAAUUCCACGAAUAUAUCCCCUUCCACUCAACCCCCUACUGCUGCUGAUGCUGUUCCCACUGAACUUUCCACAGCUGGCCUGAUGAGCCAGCCACAAAAUAAAGAGCUAAGACCAUCUCUCUGUUCUGGAUUUGUGUUUCCUCACUCCUUUUCUCCUCGCCCUCUUGCACAACUUUCACCAGCCCACUGGCCUGAGGUCAGGGCUACAAAUGUAGAGCCUUUACCUUUACCUGACACACCACCUCCUCUCCCAGCUAAGAAACACCGAAGGCAAUCGCAGCACUUCAGAAAUCUGGAGGAGAGAAAGAAGCAGCACAAAGAGGGUCCAUACAUGAGUGAUACUUUGCCGCGCAAGAAAACGGCUUCUUCUGUAUCCCCCCAUUUUAGUAGUUCUACUCUUGGACGAAGUGUUAAGGCUCAUCUUCCACUUGGACAAAGCAAUAGCUGUGGCAGUGUACUUCCUCAUUGUUUGGGGACCACAACCAAGGAGUCCGAAUCAAGGAGGUCUCACAAAGGAAAAGGCAAAAAAGGUUAUAACCACCAACAUAUAUGUGAUGAUCAAAGCCAGAAAUCUCCUGAAUUCUAUAGCAGAACUGCCUCUGAAUCUAAUGUAUAUCUUAACACCUUCCAUUAUCCUGACCAUAGUUUCAAGGACCAUGCCUUUGACACUCUAAGCUUAGACAGUUCUGACAGCAUGGAGACCAGCAUAUCUGCCUGCUCCCCAGAUAAUAUUUCCAGUGCUAGUACUUCAAAUGUUGCAAGAAUAGAAGAAAUGGAAAGACUUUUGAAACAAGCUCAUGCUGAAAAGUCACGAUUGCUUGAAUCCAGGGAACGAGAAAUGGAAGCUAAAAAAAGAGCAUUAGAAGAAGAAAAACGACGUAGAGAGCAACUAGAAAAAAGGUUGCAAGAAGAAACUAGCCAGCGCCAAAAACUAAUUGAAAAAGAAGUUAAAAUACGUGAAAAACAAAGAUCCCAGUCUCGCCCUUUGACUCGUUAUUUGCCGGUCAGAAAGGAAGAUUUUGAUCUCCGCGGCCACGUAGAGACAGCUGGCCACAAUAUAGAGACCUGUUACCAUGUCUCACUUACUGAGAAGACCUGCCGAGGUUUUCUAAUUAAGAUGGGAGGGAAAAUUAAAACGUGGAAAAAACGAUGGUUUGUGUUUGAUAGAAACAAGAGAACAUUUUCUUAUUAUGCAGACAAACAUGAAACUAAAUUAAAAGGAGUAAUUUAUUUCCAAGCCAUUGAAGAAGUCUAUUACGAUCAUCUAAAGAAUGCUUAUAAGAGUCCUAAUCCAUUGCUUACUUUCAGCGUUAAGACUCAUGACAGAAUAUAUUACAUGGUGGCCCCCACACCAGAAGCUAUGCGGAUAUGGAUGGAUGUAAUUGUCACAGGGGCAGAAGGCUAUACCCACUUCAUGUUAUAGUAAAAUGGUGCAAAGGUUCAUUGACAGGGCAUAAUGCAAUAAAAGCCUCACAUCUAGGGGUAAAAAGCCAUAUUUAGUUAUAUUUGACAAGCUACAUGAAAUAGCAAAAACUAAAAAAUCACGUACCAUUAUGCUUCAAAAUGAUACACAUUCUGUAAAAGCAGCAUUAAUUCUUAGAUUUGUUAAUCACUGUUAUUGCAGGAGAAAAGAAAAUCUGCCUAAAAGAUUGUAGUGCUCCAAAAUGGAUAAUCAGAUCACCAUAAGCCUGGCACACAGAUUCUGUGGCAUUUUCUUACAAAUUUUGUCAUACAGAACUUUCUUAAUAAAAAUAAAUUUCAUAGGUUGGAAGUAUUGAUAUAUUCAGUAUUCAGUAUCAAGAAAUUAAAGGGGAAGGUAUGAUGCCUAUAUUUAAUUACAGGGUUUCUCUACAAUUUUAAUGUUAUUUUCCUUAUAGGUAUUUUAUAACAAAUUUUAAAACCACAGUUUGUGGUGUUUUUGUCUUAAUUCACUACAGAGCCAAAGAUUCACACUAUAUGAUAAGACCUUGUUUCUAUAUAAGUAAAGAGUUUUCAGUUCUUUUCAUAAAUGCGAAACUUCAUAAAUGGAGUUUCAAAAUAUUAAUACUAUUAUGAUGUUAUUCUGAAAAUGCUGGACAGAAGUUACAAGUAUGAGGUCAGUUUCAAAGUUAACACAAAAUUGAGUAUCCUCCAAGAGAAAUCCUUUUCAGAGGGCAGCAUCGAAUGAAAAUCCAUAUAUACAGGGCUUACAUUCUGCAUGUCAUUAUUUAUGGUGGUUACUUCAUUUCUUUAAAAAUUAAGAUAUUCUUCUUAGCAGGAUAGACUAGUACAGCUAAAAACUGCAUCUAAAAGGCCAUUUGGCAAUUUAGCAACCCACAAUCUCCCCUCCACCCCACUUACAAUAUUUUUGUGAACCGCCCAGAGAGCUUCGGCUAUUGGGCGGUAUAAAAAUGUAAUAAAUAAAUAAAUUACAAGAUUUUUUGUUAUAUAAACUACAGAAAAGACGUCAAUUGACAAAAGCUUCAUUCACAAUUUUUGGACCCUAUAGAUAUAUCAUAGAGCCACAGAUGGGUGAGAGAAUAAUAUCCUGUACUCCUAUUGAAAAUAUUUGUGUACUCAAUUUUCGCAUAACCAUGAGAGAUUUUAAUGUAACUGAAUACUCUCUAAGGGUUAGUUGAUUUACAGACCAGAAUUUGAGGCAGAUUUCUUUGACACAAUUAGUCUUCAACCAAAGUCCUUGACUUUAGGAGUAUCUCUUUCUUAGCAUGUGUGCACAUGCACACAGACACACACACACACAAUGGCUGCAGUUUAAUGGAUGCCUGAACAGAAGGCAUGUAAACUUAUUCCGCAUUGUAAACAAUGCAGCUGGCUCCAUUGCUCACUCCUCUUACUGCUGUGCUUCUGAUUCCAUCCUCUAGGGUGUCGUCACAGCAUUCUUUAUGUCUUCAAUUACCAUGUGAGUUCAUACCUUACGUUGCUCUUUAAUCUUUAAGCAUUUUGUUUCCCAAAUGUACUUGAAGGAGGUUGUUUCUGUGAUAAAUAUUCCAAAAAUGUAAACAUAAAAUGUCAUUACAAUUCCCCUAAAUCAAGUAGAGUUAAUAAAUUAUACUAAUUUCUAUGCCGUAUGGUAUCCGAAGAACAAACAGGGGACCAGAGCUUAGUGGAAGAGCACAUGCUUUGAAUGCAGAAGGUCCAAGGUUCAAACCCUGGCAUCUCCAGUUAAAAAGGAUCCAAUAGCAGGUGAUAAGAAAACAUUUGCUUGAGUUGCUGCCAGUCAGAGUAGGACAAAGUGUCUUCUCUACCUAUAAAGCUGAAAGUAUGUGUGUGAGACGUAUGACCAGAAAUGUUUACCCACUUCCAUAUGAGUUAGAAUCUUGAAAUUUGGCACGUUGAUACGUCUCUGUACAAUGUACCAGAAAAAUCUAAAAACAUGACAUUUGGUGUUUUAAGUAUUUUUAAAUAAUAAUAAUGAAAAACCUAGGCCACUAUCUCAAUCCUAACUCAGCUCCCGCUUCCCUGACCUCUCACUAACUGUCUUUGUUCUCCUUCUGCCUGACUUUCUCCAACUGCCACCAACCCUGCCCACCAUUUCAUUCUAGCCUCAGCUCUCAGUCAUUUCUCCAUUCACUCUUCUGUUUCAAUGGUAGGCUUUUACAUAAAAAUCAUAAACUUUAUUCAGUAAUUCCUGCAUCUGUCUUGGAAAGUUGUAGUUUAGAUAUAACAGAAAAAAAGCAACAUAAAAAAAUCUCAUCAACUUAAAAGGCCUUGGGGCGGGGGGGAGGAACACUUGGCACUGGAAAGCCAUUAAUGCAGUCACUAGGCAAGCUUGCCCGGGAGAAAGAAAUUCACAAGCAGGGUGCCACAACUAAGAAGACCCACUCUCCAAUUGUCUCCCACCACACCUCAGACAGUGUUCAAUGGUUAAUACAUUCACAGAUCUAGGCUUAUGCUUACAGCUCCCAGCAUGCCUUGGGCGGGAGGGAAGGCUUAUUGGGCUUUGGCAGCCAUUAUCUGGAAAUGGCUCCUCAUCCUGAGCCUGAAGGGAGAGUGCCUGGGGCCGGCUGCUGUCACUAGGCACCAUCGGGAGCUGGAGGAAAGGAGGGUGCAGCUCUGGAUCCAUUGACAAUGGCAAUGACUAAGCUAACAGUCAGGUGGCUGGCUCCCUCACACCCUGUGUAUGGGCACUGAUCACAACGUACAAUGUGGACUGUCUUGGCCAGAUUUCACUUCCCUUGAGUUUCAGUGGCAGGAUCCCCAUUGGGCAAGUUGGGCACCGCAGCGAAAGACAUUCUGGGAAUUGUAGUUUUCAUUUUCUGUGGGGAUAAGGAAAAUCAUGGUGGUGGCUUCAAGGCAGCCCUGGCCAUGUGUCAGGGAUGAGACAGAAUAAGAAACAAAUUCAAUUCAUUUUAAUGUUACCUCACAGGCCUUGUAUUGGCCUACAUUGCAGGGUUGUCCUGAGGGUCAGGGAGGGGAAAAAAGAAAUGGAUAUAGUUCGAUUAAAAGUUAACUCACAGGCCUAGCACCAGCCUACUACUUUAAGAUGAUUACCUCGCAGACAUAUAUCUUAGGGGGCCCGAGCAACACCAGGUAUAUCAGCUAGUACCUGAAAAAAGGCACCUUCCUAUGAUGUUAUGGCAAAUGAUGGAUUUCAGACCAAGUGGAUCCAUUACUGUUUGAUGGUCUGGAGAUGGCCACCCAUCAUGAGCCCAGGAGAGUCUGAAGUUUUAAUGUACUCACGGGAUUACCAUAUGUUUUGUAAAGAUUAUAUAUUCCUUAAAUAUUUUUUUCCAUUUAAAAUACAUCUUUAGUCUUUGGAUAUUGUAUUUAGAUGAAUGAUUGAAUUUUGAACUUCAAGUCUGUGUUUGAUAUUCUCUUUUAAUCAUUUGACUUUGUAAGUGCCAUAUGUUCUCAAUGCAGUAAACUAAAUUGUGAGCAAAUUAUGCAUAAUAAAUUACACUUGCAGAACUGUUGUAAUUUUGAAAUAUAUCCUGUGUAAAGGAAAAAAAAUUUUUUGACAUGAUGUGCCCAGUAAUGUGGUUAAAAUAAUUAACAAAUGCCACAUAGUCCAAAAUGUAUUUACUUGAAAGUAGAUAUCAAGGAAAUUAGGUGUGCUUACAGUCAGGGCUUAAAGGCUGUAUUUCCUUAAAUUCAGUAAACUACUUUCAAGUAAUGCAGUGUAAGACUUCAAUCCUAUAUACCUUUACCUGGGAGUUAGCCUUAUUUAACUCGGUAGAACUUACUUCUGGGUACACAUGCAUAGGAUUGUACUGCAAAUGACGCAUACCAGACAGGAAGUCAUUGGACUAAAUCUAACCCAUUGUAGACUCCAAUAAAAGGAAGGAACUGUUACCAUAAAGCCUAAGUUGAAUGUUCUAAAAAUAAUAAUCAGGUAAACAAUAUUUGCAACAUUUGAAGAUAAGUUCCAGAAGUGAAUGGUUUAUAUAAUUUCUUUCAUGUAUUCUGAUUUUACUUCUAUAUAAUUUUGCAGUUUUUUUAAUUGUUUUGUAUC
This is a messenger RNA of Elgaria multicarinata webbii, 8178 nucleotides long. RefSeq names its product pleckstrin homology like domain family B member 2 (gene PHLDB2). The transcript is spliced from 21 exons. Gene Ontology annotation, cellular component: basal cortex. Gene Ontology annotation, biological process: regulation of microtubule cytoskeleton organization. The record is from RefSeq and is a predicted model, not a curated record. The coding region runs from base 151 to 4149 and encodes 1332 amino acids. NCBI's taxonomy places the organism in Eukaryota, Metazoa, Chordata, Lepidosauria, Squamata, Anguidae.